UUUGUCUUUACACACACACUUGAAAUGUUCGACAAAAUUUCGAUUUUCAAAAACACUACAAAAAAUUCUUUAGUCAAAAACAAUUAAAUUCUUUUUUUUUAACCAUUUAGUUUGUAGUAAAAUUUCAGUACAAAAUCCGGCAGUUUCCUGUUUUACCAAUCGACUAGCUAUCAUCCACUUCGCAUCCAGCUUGAAGUGACACUAAAGACUUAUUUGGCUUGAAAGGAUUGCUAUUUGUUUAUUUCAUUUUGGCAACGCAUUUUCUAUGCAUUCGCAGCGGCAUGAGUUGCUACUGUUUUUAGUUGUCCCAAUGAUACGCACGCAAGGCCCACAUAUUUCGAAAAUCGCAGAACACAGUUCAACAGCAUGCAAGAAAUAGAUGAGGAUCGUGUGCGUGGCUGUCGACCAGCAAGGCAGUGUGGUCCCAGACAGGGUUUGGAUGCACACACGUCUCGGUUUCCGCCAACGCCACGUCAGUAUGAGGCACACGAGUUUGGUUUGCGCGAAGAUGAGCCAUUCCAACAUCCGCGCAUGUUCGAAAAUCUAACCUUUGAAACGAAUGCUGGUGCCUUCGAUGCAAUGCGUGCGGCAAACGCUAGACCACCAUAUCAACAGCAGCCGCAAUUCAAUAUCUGCGAUCUGCCCUCGGAACAGCUCGAUGAUUUCUCGAAUCCCAACUUUCGCGAGGCUUAUGAUGAGGGUGAGUGCAAUGUUUGUUCGCAACAGCAAAAGACGCCAGACAUUUGUGAUAUUUCCGCGCCAGACUUUUGCGACAUAUCAGAUGCCUCGCCGUGGCCGGCACAAACGCCUCCCAGGCAUCGGCAGUCACCCGCAAGACAGCAACAAAAAACGCCUGAUAUUUGCGACAUAUCCGCGCCGGACUUUGGCGAUAUAUCGGCCAUUUCGUCUUACUCUCCAAGGCGUACACAGUCACCGCUGAGACCACAAAGAAGGCAAUCAUUUCCGGAUAGUUGCUUGGAUGACGAAUCAAGUCCAAUGUAUGCCAGCACUAUGGGCUCACCGACACCACAGUUGCAUUAUACACCUAUCGGUUUGUUGAAUACACCCGAUGUAUGUGCACCAACACCACCGGCGCCGACCCCAACACCGCCGCCGCAUUUUUCACCAAUCAGACUGCAGCAGUCGCCUGUGCAGUAUCCCAGUGAAUGUUUGGAAGAUAUUUCAGUGCCUACAUUUGAACAGAGCAUCUGUGAUAUGCCCUCACCGCCUUCGCCAAAAAGAUUCCAAAUGCCGGGGGACUUGCCUUCAGAUAUGGUUUGUGAUAUUAGUGCUCCGUCUUUCGGUUCACCGCCCACGCCAUCCAUGUCUUUUCCAAGUGAGGCAUUAGAACAAAUGACCAUGCCUUCAUUCGAGGACGCCUCAUGUGGUUCACCAUUAGACAGACGUUUCCUUUUGGAUUCAAGAUUAGUUGACGAAAGCCCACUGUCAUUCGCUUCCUCACGGGUUUCCUCGCCAGGACGAUCGUUCUCUAGAAGUGGCACGCCUUAUUCAACAGGGUCAACGUCACGUGGUGUUUGUCCGUCUCCGUGUGCAGCACCUCAAUCGGCACAACAAAGCUAUGAGCCCACUCCGAUGCGAAAACGGCAGUCUCCACCUCGUAGGUUCAAUCUAGCGCAGUUAAUGUCACAACGUCGCUCAACUUCAGAAUGUCCACCCAUGAGAAAUUCGUGUCCGUCUACUGUAUGCACACCUACUCCCCCCGCGCCACAUUUUUCCUAUUACUCUCCGACACCUGUACGGGGGCAAUCUUUACCUAAGGACCUGCCUAGUGAAUGUCUUACAGACGUCAGUCAGCCAUCAUACUACAGCAGUCCUUCUCGCACCCCUGGUCAAAUGCGACCUCUGCCCAGUAACUUGCCGAGUGAAUGUCUUGGAGAUAUCAGUGAACCCUCAUAUGAAAGGACUCCACCUGCGCGAACACCGUCUUUACCGCAUGACUUGCCAUCCGAACUUUUAUGCGAUAUGUCACAACCAAUUUACGAUACGCCUCGCAGUGAACGUUUGUCCGGCAUGACAAUGCCUUCAUUUGAAGAUGCAUCUUGUGGAUCACCAUUGGAUCGACGUUUUUUAUUGGAUUCAAGACUUAUGGACGAAAGUCCUCCAUCUUUUGCAUCGUCACCUCGCAGUUUAUCACCGUGCAGAUCACUUUCGCCGUGUGCACAACCGGCAACAGCAACAACAUGUCCCUCAUUUUCACACGGGCCAUCUAGAACAGCAACUCCUCAACGAUCACUACGCUCUCCUCGUUAUUCACCAGCACCAAGGUUCAUGCGUUCCCGGAGCCCCUCACCUGUAUGUUCACCUACACCACCUGCACCGCAUUUCUCUUUGCGUUCUCCUACACCUGUGAGAUCACCAACCAGGUGCCCAAUGCCAAAAGAUAUGCCAGAUGAAUGUUUGGUAGAUAUAACGGAACCAGAUUAUUAUAGCAGCUAUUACAACGCGUCACCCCCACCAAGACCAUUCCCCAGUAAUAUGGGAAGUGAAUGCAUAUCUGAUAUUAGUACGCCACAUUUUGAGAGAACGCCACCAAAUAGGACCCCGUCAAUACCAAAGAAUUUGCCUUCAGAUAUGAUAUGUGACAUGAGCCCGCCAAAGUAUCAAUCGCCAGCUAGCGAGCAUUUAUCUUUUGAAACAAUGCCCUCGUUUGCAGACACUUCGUGUGGAUCACCAUUAGAUCGUCGUUUCCUUUUAGAUCCCCACUUAGCAGAUGAAUCCAUGCCAUCAAUGAUUUCUUCUCGGUCACCAUCGGUUUCCCCUGAACGGCAUUCCUCCCCAUGUGUAAAGGAAGAAUCGUCUUUUGACAAAACAUAUUGUGAAAUUCUACAACGUUUCAAUUCGUUGAAAUGUAAAGUUGAGACACCUGUGUCUGAUUCGACUAGACAUUCGACGCAUCCUGGCUCGGACAGUGGCGGGCUACCGCAAGGGGAAUGUGUUCGAGAAACAGUUAUAGAACGUACGGAAAAUGAGAAUGGACAACUUGAAAGUACCACUCAACACAUCGUUGUCACAGUUGAUCCCAAUGGAUCCAUAAAAACCCACACUAAAGAGAUUAAGACUAAAUAUCCGAAUUGUUCACCUACCAGGUUAGCCCCUCCUUCAGCGGAUUCGGGUAUACUCACCCAAAGUCCAAGACCAGCAGCACAAAUUGAAACUUUGCGAGACUCCAUACGCCGACGUUUAAGCUUCGACCUAUCUGACAUGCCGAGUGACAACCUAGCCGACGUCACUCCACCGUGUGUUGAUGAUCUGCCAUCCAUGUCCACAGAAAAUAUACUGCAGCAUUUAUCAAGUAUACCCGAGGAACAACUGUCAAGAGUUUCAGCACCAUCAUAUCGGACCCCACCUGUUCCAUCCAUCUCAUAUCCGAGUGAAAUGUUAAAUGAAAUGUCGAUGCCAUCUUUCGAAAAUGCGUCAUGCGGUUCUCCGCUGGAUCGGAGAUUCCUACUGGAUCCUAGGCUGGCAGAUGAGAGCCCACCAUUAUUUGCGUCGUCUUAUGUAACUUCACCAACGCCACCGUGUCCUUCCGGACAUUCAACAGCACAAACACCUUAUUUACACAGUCAAGAACAAAAACCAUUUAAAGCAUUCUCUCCUCAACGGCCAGUGAGCACAAUGCAGCAAGAGUAUAGAACUAUUAAGUCACCCGAGAGAUACCAACCGCUGUCAUCAACUUUAAGAGAUGUGCUCUCGCCUUCAAUACACACUCCACCAGCCCCACACUUUUCACUGCGUUCACCUACUCCCAUUGGCCCACCACCAGGCAGAAGCUUCCCAAAAAAUUUACCUCAUGAGCAAUUAGCCGACAUAAGUGAACCUGGUUUCUUUAGUGGUACUCCUGCAACUUCACAACAAAGGUAUUCGCUACCAACGAACAUGCCGAGUGAGCGGUUGGACGAUAUAAGUCAACCAUCGUACCAGAGAACUCCACCCCCGCAAACACCGCGCACACCCAUGAACUUACCCAGCGAAAUGCUGGGAAAUAUUUCUGCACCUUCCUACCAAUCACCAGCAAGUGAACAUAUUUCACAUGUCACAAUGCCCAGUUUUGAGGAUGUCUCAUAUGAAUCACCACUAGAUAGACGAUUCCUCUUAGACCCCAGAAUUGCGGACGAGACUAUGCCAUCACUACUAAGAACACCACCCACACAACGCUCACCCAUUACUAGUACACCACGACCAGGUGCAGCUACACCAAGAGCUGGCGGAGCUAGACGUCGGCUUUCGUAUAGUCAGCCGGAUUCAACUAGAGGCGGUAGCCCCUACAGGGGAACUCCCAAAAGAAGCAACUCUGAGGGAAGGCACGAUCAAAGUCCACGCGGUCCCGCUACUGUAGAGCAAACGCACACCACAAUCAAACAAAGUGGCACCUACGAACAACAACACAGUGUAACGCCUGCGCAACCCCGCACGCAAGGACGCCACGGCCAAACGCCCUUAAUGGAUACCUCCAAAGAGGAACUCAAAGUGACAACGUCAACAGUUUCUAUCUCGAGAGUUUACCACGGCGCUCCUGCUGAAAGUUCCACCGGUGGACACCAACGCAGGAGAAGUAUGUCACUGCCAAGUGAAAAUCUUGGCGAUAUUUCAAUGCCUGCGAGUCCACCAUCCAUGGGAAUGUCGAACACAAGUCGUUUUGAACAAAGAAAAAUGUCACCAAUGAGUCAAAUGCUCAACGACAUCUCCAUGCCGUCUGGGCCGCCAUCAAUGUCGAUGACACGCACAGGACGUUCGACACCGCGCAGAAAUCGCCGCAGAUCGGUGCAAGAUGUCAAUGAUAUAUCACCCAUAUCAUUCGCAUCCACAAUACCCUCCAUGGAUAGAUCUAGUACGACUAUGGAUGGUGGCAAAACGAAUGGCAAAUAUACAUCAACAUCCUCGCGCGGUUUCUCCGGGUUAGCGAAUUAUGCGCCCUUCUGUGAACAGAUACGUUCGCGUAAUAAUUCCAAUGCGUGUGAUCCCUGUGAUGCUUGCUGCCCAACUGUACAAAAUGUUAAUACUUGUGCUGAUUACUCCAAUACAGCAGAUUCAUGUGAUCCAUGUGCCGGUUUUCUAAAUGCUAACAGAUCUCAAAAUACAAAUAACACUUGUUAGGAGAUAAAAGCCGUUUGGUAAAACAAAGAAAGUGAAAAAAUUUCAAAUUACACAACUCCAAUUACACUAAAAUAUUCGGCAUGCAAAAUUUCUUUGUAAUUAGUUAUGUAAAAGCAAUAAAAAAAUAUUUUUUUAAG
Molecule: messenger RNA, 5252 nt
Organism: Zeugodacus cucurbitae (melon fly)
Lineage: Eukaryota; Metazoa; Arthropoda; Insecta; Diptera; Tephritidae
Gene: PNKP
Exons: 4
Coding region: 367-5115 (1582 amino acids)
Biological process (GO): DNA repair
Molecular function (GO): double-stranded DNA binding; protein binding; polynucleotide 3'-phosphatase activity
Source: RefSeq, a predicted model, not a curated record